AGGCGGCGGUAAAGAGACGGUUCCCUGUACAGACAGAGCUUGGCUUGGAUGAUUUGCAUAGUCGCGUUUGCAUUGAGGGCGGGGGAGAAGCCGCGAUGUUUCUGCAGGGUAGCUCCUGGUCUCCAACAUGGCUGGCAGUAAGUUUGUGCCGGAGGGGCGAGCGAGUGUUUGCAGCUUUGUCCUGGGUCUCUGUGCGGUCUGCAUCCCGCUGCUGUCGGCUGCCGGGUCAGACGCUGAAUGGGUUCAGACCCUGCUCGGCGGAAUACGCAGUAAAGCAGCAGUCGCUGUGUAUGUCGCGUCGGUCAAUGGACUGUUGCUGGUCUUCUACAAGGGACCUGUCUACCAGGUUGCAGUGCGAGCCUGCUUCUUGGGGUUUGCCUUUGGCUGUGGCCUGCUUGUGAGCUUCAGCCAGACAUCAUGGGGACCCUUUGGCUGGUACAUGUGCUCGCUGUCUUUCUUUCACUACUCGGAGUACCUGGUGACGGCCGUCAUCAACCCGCGCAGCCUCUCCCUCGACUCCUUCCUGCUCAACCACAGCCUGGAGUACAAAGUGGCAGCGGUGUCGUCCUGGGUGGAGUUCACUGUGGAGAAACUGCUCUUCCCAGAGCUGAAGCCUCUUCCCUGGCUCAGUGCUCUGGGGCUGCUCAUGGUGCUGAUCGGGGAGUGCCUGCGGAAGUCUGCCAUGCUCACCGCCGGCUCCAACUUCAACCACAUCGUCCAGAACGAGAAGGCGCAGAGCCACGUGCUGGUGACCGCCGGAGUCUACUCCUGGUUCAGGCACCCCUCCUACGUGGGCUGGUUCUACUGGAGCAUCGGCACGCAGGUGCUGCUGUGUAACCCGGUGUGCCUGCUGGGAUACACCCUGGCCUCCUGGAGGUUCUUCCGGGAGCGCAUCGAGGAAGAGGAGAUCACGCUCAUCCACUUCUUCGGAGAGGACUAUCUGGAGUACAAGCACAAGGUCCCCACGGGCCUGCCCUUCAUCACAGGGAUCAAGAUGGAGCCCUAAGCACCCACACACACACCCCCUACCUCCCAAUCACCCCACCCCACCCCUGCAUCCUAAACAAACAGCCCCCAUCACCUUCACUCCCCUGGGGAAGCACACCUCACCGAAGGGACUCGAGCUAGCGGAGCGCUAGACACACAGGGGCGCGCUUCUGAAAUGCACAGUGAAUUUCAUUUGAAGGGGCUGGGGAAGGCAGUGACUGGAAGGCUUGGUGAACUCCUCAGGGAAGGUUCAGUUAAACCCCUUUUGCCCCUGGGAUCCCCUGUUCCUGAAGGCUGCAGAGUGUCCCUUUACUUUAGCACAGAGCUCUGUCACCAGCUGGAGCUCGGCUUGGUGCGGCUGCAGGCUUGCUUUGCCGGUUAUUGUUUUUAUUGUUGCUUGGUUUCUGGACAGGGAACUGUCUCGAACCGCAGGUCAAGGGGGUUAACGAUUUGGGGAAUGAAUCUACAAGGGCUCUGUGGAGUUGAGAGGCGGCGUUUGAAUCCUGGUCUUUUUAAAUGCCCACCGCUCUGCGUUGAGUACCGUGUUGUGUUUUGAGAAAGCCCAAAGCUUGCUUGCAGAAUGUUCCACCCAACAGACAGACACCGAGACAGGGUGUAUUUCUUAUAGC
Polyodon spathula (Mississippi paddlefish) is the source of this 1616-nucleotide messenger RNA. Its product is annotated as protein-S-isoprenylcysteine O-methyltransferase-like. The transcript has 5 exons. Bases 128 to 1006 code for a protein of 292 amino acids. The record is from RefSeq and is a predicted model, not a curated record. Gene Ontology annotation, cellular component: membrane; endoplasmic reticulum. Gene Ontology annotation, molecular function: protein C-terminal S-isoprenylcysteine carboxyl O-methyltransferase activity. NCBI's taxonomy places the organism in Eukaryota, Metazoa, Chordata, Actinopteri, Acipenseriformes, Polyodontidae. Gene Ontology annotation, biological process: C-terminal protein methylation.